AUGGGGUACAGCCACGAUACCAUAUUUUCCUGCUCGCCCACUACGACUACUACCGUUACGGUUACUGCUACUAUUACUGCAGCAGCAAUCCCUGGCUCUUCCGACGUUGACCUAUUUGUUGCUUUAUUCACCCAAUUUCUUGCUCUUCUUGAGCGCCUUUUUGAUAUCCUCACAAAAGCGAUUGAUAAUGGGCUCGAAACAAACUGGAUUAAUAGAGGGAUGCAUUGCAACGACUACCGGGUCCCCAAGGCAUACCAGGUCCCCAAGGCAUACCAGGUCCUCAAGGCAUCAAGGGUCCUCAAGGUCCCGCUGGAGUUAAUGGCCUUCAAGGUGUUCAGGGUCCUGCUGGAGUUAAUGGCUUGCCAGGUGCUGCUGGAGCAGCUGGUCAGAACGGUAUUAAUGGUAUUCGGGGCAGUGAUGGCUCUCCUGGCCGGCAAGGACCACAAGGUCCUCGAGGCCGGCGUGGUAAGAGAGGUUUUAUUAGACCCUCUGGAAGCUACCGAAGAGUCAUCAUCAGAACGAACCACCGAAUCCGAGGCCGUCGAAUCCAAGACCGCUGAGUCUGAAACCACAACAUCUGAACAAGCAAGCACCUCCACUGCCACAAGUGAAGCAGAACCACAGCAAAGUUCAAGCCAGGAUAUGCCUACGACCACGAGAUCCGCUGGAGGUAGCACGACAACCAAAUACAGCAACGGAGUCAACAAUGACAAAGACACCGACGAUGCCAAGGAUAAUGGCAGCAAUAGCAAUAGCAAUGAUGACGACAAUGGAAAUGGGGGGUCGAAGUUGGGUUCAAUGAGUAUGCCAGGACUGUCCAAGAUGCACCUACAAAAGGGAGAGCAGUCUAUCAUCGAUUAG
Ilyonectria robusta is the source of this 861-nucleotide messenger RNA. RefSeq lists its product as uncharacterized. NCBI's taxonomy places the organism in Eukaryota, Fungi, Ascomycota, Sordariomycetes, Hypocreales, Nectriaceae. The record is from RefSeq and is a predicted model, not a curated record. The coding region runs from base 1 to 861 and encodes 286 amino acids. The transcript has 4 exons.